GUCGCCUCUCUUCUUCUCCCCUGUUCGCCUUGUGCGCCUGGUCCUCCGCAGCCAGCCAAGAUGGUAAGGCGUCGGGAGAUCACGCACCACACACGCAGAUCAAGGGGUGCAGAGGUGUGAGGGGUGAGGUGAUUCAGUAGAGAGAUCUGGGGCAGAUGUGGCCGGGGAAGGGUGCAGCGACACACAUGCCGCCGUUUGUCUCACCCUGUGUCUCAAUCGACGAUAGAGAGUCGAAGCACAGAACGGGGGGGGGUCGGGCAGUAGGGUAGACAGCGGGCGAGGGGUGUGUGUGUCGAGCGGCUGGAGGCUCUGCUCUGCACUGUUGUCCGAGCCGCAUCCGUGUCGGUUGCCUUGCCUCGUGAACCCUUUCUCUCCUCUGGUGUGUGAUGUGACUGACUGACCUUCAGGUGAACUUCACAGUGGAUCAGCUCCGGGAGAUUAUGGACAAGCCGAAGAACAUUCGGUGUCUGUCCGUCAUUGCUCAGUAAGCCUCCCACCCACGCGCCCACACACCGCUGCCUAGCUGCGUGCCUCUCAGCGGGCAAUUUUGUUAUGCGUGUCUCACGUCCUCCCUUCCACUGACUCGCUGUGUGUGUGUUUAGUGUUGACCACGGCAAGUCGACGCUGACGGACUCGUUGGUGAGCAAGGCCGGUAUCAUAGCUUCCAAGGCUGCCGGCGAUGCUCGCUUCACCGACACGCGAGCCGACGAGCAGGAGCGUUGCAUCACCAUCAAGUCCACCGGCAUCUCACUCUACUUCGAGGCCGACAUUGAGGACGGACGCGGCGUCACGCCUUUCCUUAUCAAGUAUGUCAGUCUGUGUGGGGGGAAAAGCUAACACCACAGCCUGACAGACAGACAGCCAGAGAGCCAGGCACUGACUGACUGAUUGUAUGUAUCUGUGUUGUCUGUCAGUCUGAUCGAUUCUCCGGGCCACGUGGACUUUUCGUCUGAGGUGACGGCAGCGCUGCGUGUGACUGACGGUGCGCUGGUGGUGGUGGACACCAUCGAGGGCGUGUGCGUCCAGACCGAGACCGUCCUGCGCCAGGCGCUGCAGGAGCGUAUCCGACCUGUCCUACACGUCAACAAAGUCGACAGAGCACUCCUCGAACUCCAAAUGGACGGAGAGGAAAUCUUCCAGGUCAGUCAGUCAGUCAGUGAGUCGCCCUCCCCACCUACCACAUACACAGACAGACAGACAGCGGGGCGGCCCCUGCGGUCGAUGGGAUGGGUGCAGCCAGACGGGCACACGUGGAUUGGAUGUGUGUUGCACUGACUGCAGACGUUCCAGCGGACGAUUGAGAACGUCAAUGUGGUGAUCGCCACCUACAAGGACGAGCUCAUGGGAGAUGUCCAGGUCUACCCUGAGAAGGUACGGUGGACCCACAGCACUCACUCACUACACGUCCGUCCAUACACAACUAUGCAUAGCAGGCACACACUUUGAGGGAGGCGGGUCGGGUCAUUCAAUUGAAUGUGUCUGUCUUGUCUUGUGUGUGCGGCAUGGCAUGGCAUGUCUAUAUCUGUUGCCACCCACCGAUCAAUGAAAUAAUCGAUAGGGUACCGUGAGUUUCGGUUCGGGUCUGCACGGUUGGGCCUUCACGGUCGAGUUGUUCGCCAAGAUAUACGCCAAGAAAUUCGGGGUCGAGAAGGAAAAGAUGAUGCAGGUAUGUGUGUAUGUCAUGUACGUAUGUAUCGAUGUGGGUGGGCGUGGAGGGGGGCAGGGCAGGGCAGGGCAGCUGAGCACAGCGAGCCCUCAGACACGACACGCACACGCCACUAGGCCACACGCAGAAUGGCCACACCACCCACCCACCCACCGGCAUUGCCUGAUUGUAUGUAUUGUACGUGGUGUGUGGCCGUGUUGAUUGGUUGAUGGAUGGACGGCAGCGUUUGUGGGGCGACAAUUACUUCAACGGCAAGACCAAGAAGUGGGUCAAGAGCUCUGAGGCCGAAGGCGCCACUCUCCGUCGCGCAUUCUGCCAGUUCAUCAUGGACCCCAUCUGCCAACUCUUCACCAGGUCGGUAACCUAACCCAGAUACAUACAUAGAUGUGAUGAUACACACUUUCACACACGCACAAACACGCGUCUGCGCGAGGGGGGGCAGGAAAGGAAAGGCACACAUUCAUUCGUCCGGUGGGUCUGUGUGUUUCCUCUCUGCCUGGCCUGUGGUGUGUGUGUGGUGUGCCUGCCUGGCUGCAGCAUCAUGAACGACGACAAGGACAAGUACACCAAGAUGCUCGACCAACUGGGAGUCAACCUCAAAUGUAUGUAACAGACACAUACUCCGCACGCCUGCCAUACACACACAGACCAACCACAAUGGUGUGUGUGUGUGUGUGUGUGUGUAGCGGAGGACAAACAGUUGACGGGCAAGCCGCUGCUGAAGCGUGUGAUGCAGGUGUGGAUCAACGCUGGCGACACGCUGCUGACGAUGAUCGUGACCCACCUGCCGUCGCCCGUGGUGGCACAGAAGUACCGCGUCGCCAAUCUCUACGAGGGACCCAUGGACGACGAGGCCGCAAACGGCAUCAGGUAGGUACCUAUGCUGCUGGAUGGGGCCACAGACAGACAGACAGACAGACCUGCAGAGAGCCAGGCAGGCAGGGAGAGACGGGCAUUCAAUGUAUGUUGGUCAAUCGCUCCAUCAAUGUCCGUCUGUCUGUGUGUCUGUCUGUCUGUGUGUGUGUGUGUGUGUCCACAAUCAGGAAUUGCGACCCGAACGGCCCUUUGAUGAUGUACGUGUCCAAGAUGGUGCCGACGUCGGACAAGGGUCGGUUCUACGCCUUCGGUCGCGUGUUCUCGGGCACGAUAGCGACGGGUCAGAAGGUCCGCAUCCAGGGCCCACACUAUGUGCCGGGCGGCAAGGAGGACCUCGUCGUCAAGAACAUCCAAAGAACCGUACUCAUGAUGGGCAGAUACAUCGAACAGGUACGUCAAAACGACUCACUCACCCACUCACACGCAGGCAGACAGGUGCGCACACAGGCAGGCCGGAAUACACGUGUGUGUGUGUGGGUGGGGUGUGUGUGCAGGUGCAGGAUGUUCCCUGCGGCAACACCGUCGGUCUUGUCGGCGUCGACCAGUAAGCCAAGCCGGGCACGGCACGCCGCACCGCACCACCCCCUUGAUUGAUAUGACAUCCCUCCCUCCCUCCCUGUCCCCUCCCUGUCUCCCGCCGACAGGUACAUCCUCAAGUCUGGGACCAUCACGACAUACGAGCAUGCGCACAACAUCGCCGACAUGAAGUACAGCGUGUCGCCUGUGGUGCGUGUGGCCGUCAAGCCCAAGGACCAGAAGGAGCUGCCCAAGCUGGUCGAGGGCCUCAAGCGACUCUCAAAGUCCGACCCACUCGUCGUCUGCUCCGUCGAGGAAUCAGGAGAACACAUCGUCGCAGGUAGGUACGGUAGUGUUCACACACAAGACGACAAAAAGGGCAGACACGACAGACAGACAGACAGACAGACACCGGAGGGAGGCGGGCAGGCGGGCCUUCGAUCGACAAAUGCCAUCCAUUCAUGCAUACGUACGUGCGGUAAAUGAUGCGUGUGCAGGGUGCGGUGAGCUGCACAUCGAGAUUUGCCUCAAGGACCUGAAGGAUGAGUACGCCCAGAUCGACUUCAUCGUGUCGGACCCCGUCGUGUCAUACCGCGAGACGGUCGCCGAGACUUCAAGCCAGACGUGCCUCUCCAAGUCACCCAACAAACACAACCGACUCUACUGCACGGUGGGCGACCGUCGGGAGGGAGGGAGCAGCACAUUGCCCAGGACAUACGUGUGUGGUAUGGUGUGGUGUGCGCGUGGACAUGAAGGCUGAGCCGUUCCCGGAUGGUUUGGCGGACGAGAUCGACAAGGGCAGCAUCUCGGCUCGCGAUGACCCCAAGGAGCGAGCCAAGGUGCUCUCGGACAAAUACGACUGGGUAAGAUCGUACGUACAUAUGGCAUUGCAACGAAGGAACGAAGCAGGACAGCAAUGAAGCACAAGCCGGGCUUGAUUAUCACGACCCUGUCUCUUACUUGUCUGCCUAUCGGUCACGCCAGGACAAGAACGAUGCCCUCAAGAUCUGGUGCUUCGGACCCGAGACGACUGGCGCCAAUGUCCUCAUCGAUCAGACAAAGGGUGGGAGGGCGGGCGCACCCAGGAAGCCAGGCAGGAGCGAGAGAGGGAGUCAAGGAGGGAGGGAGGGAGUGAAGGAAGGAAGGAGGGAGGGAGGGAAUACAGAGAAGAUAGCCAAGACACUGUGUGUGUGUGUGUGUGUGAAGGUAUUGCCUAUUUGAAUGAGAUCAAGGACCACUGCAACAGCGCGAUCCAGUGGGCGACCAAGGAGGGUGUGCUGUGCGAGGAGAACAUGCGCGGCAUCCGAUUUAACAUCCUCGAUGUCGUUCUGCACACUGACGCCAUCCACAGGUACGUUCACACGCACGGGUCUCCAUAGGCACGCACGACACAACGAAUCACUAACCCUGCUCUGAAUACACGGUCCUCGCCUGCCGUCUCUGCCCGCCUGCCUGUCUGGCUGGCUGGCUGGCUGUGUGUGUGUGUGUGUGUGUCAGGGGUGCGGGUCAGAUCACGCCCACUAUGCGUCGUGUGUGUUACGCUGCUGAGUUGACGGCAGCUCCGCGUCUGCUGGAGCCCAUCUUCCUUGUCGACAUUACAUGCCCACAGGUGCGUACGCUGCGCAGGCAUCCCAUCCGCACCCUCAGGCCAGGCCGGGCCCACUGCAUGCCAUGUAUAUGUCUCUCUCUGCGCUGCAAUGCAAUACCGAUCCGCAUCACGCAUGCAUGUAUGUGUGUAUUACUGUGUUUGAUGUGUAUCGACUGACUGACUGACUCCCCAGGACGCGGUUGGUGGUAUCUACGGCACUCUCAACCAGCGUCGUGGCCAUGUCUUCUACGAGGAGCAGCGAACCGGCACACCACUCAUCGAAAUCAAGGCAUACCUCCCAGUCGCUGAGUCAUUCGGUCAGAACAUACACACACAGGUCUUGUCAGUCAGCCACUGUCCCAUCUGCGGCGCGGCCUGUGUCGUGCCGUCUGUCUGUCUGUCUGUCUACAGGUUUCACGACGGCGUUGCGUGCGGCGACGAGUGGCCAGGCGUUCCCGCAGUGUGUGUUCGACCACUGGGCCAUCCUGCAGGGUGACCCGCUCGACAAGGGCGGCAAGACGGAGGAGCUCGUCAAGAACAUCCGCAAACGCAAGAACAUCAAGGAGGACAUCCCCACACUCGACAACUACCUGGACAAACUCUAAUGCACUCACGCUGGUCAACCAGCGGGCAGUCCACAUGGAUGGGGACUGACUGACUGACACACACCACAUACAUUCAGUGUAUUCAUUCAUUCAUUCAUUCAUACGCACAGGGGCUCAAGCGCAGGGAAGGUCGAUGCAGACAGACAGACAGACAGAGGCCGGCAGAGGGUUCGAUCAUGCAGGAAUAUAUAUGUGUGGGUGUAUGUUUGUUUGCUUGCGUUUCUGGAUGGACUGAUGGGAGUUUCAAGUGUUUUGCCACUCAUGUGCGUGUCUGGGUUUGUCGAAUUUUGAACGAACUGACUGGAGAGAAUUAAGCAUUGCAUUCGUUCCGAGCUCGUCGGGACGAAGACUGAGUAUGUGAUGUGCAUGUCUCCGUGUGCGUGUGCGUGUGAGUGAGUGUGUGUGUGUGUGUGUGUGCUGCCGUGGUGGAAGUCCUGUUGAUGCAAUCAAUGAAUGUUGUGUCGUGCUUCAUUUAUCGGAACACGUGGGGGAUUGCAUACAUACAUCAAUACGCGUGGGACGCAAUGCCACUACGAGUCCAUCCGUUUGUUCAUUCAUUCAUCAUGUCCACCCACCUCUCAUCCGUACGUCCAUUCCUUUGUACCCACGUUAUCGUUCAUGCCAGCCCCAUGCUGGUUUAACUACCGGAAAUACACGGCGUCCUCACAUUACAGAGGUCUGUCGGUCAAGCAGCAGUCUUCACACUGUCACUUAGCUCGGCACUUCAAGGGCAG
Vitrella brassicaformis is the source of this 5985-nucleotide messenger RNA. Lineage: Eukaryota; Vitrellaceae. The record is from the annotation of a GenBank genome assembly.